Tigriopus californicus is the source of this 1323-nucleotide messenger RNA. Its product is annotated as kelch domain-containing protein 2-like. The transcript is spliced from 3 exons. The record is from RefSeq and is a predicted model, not a curated record. Gene Ontology annotation, molecular function: protein binding. Bases 55 to 1323 code for a protein of 422 amino acids. NCBI's taxonomy places the organism in Eukaryota, Metazoa, Arthropoda, Copepoda, Harpacticoida, Harpacticidae.
UUCCAACUUCAAUUUUCGUCCAAAUGCAGAACAUCAUCCUUUUUCAAACACGGCAUGUCACGCAUAUCUGCAAAUGAUUGUGUCCAUCGCCGAGCUGGCCAUGUGACAUGGUUUUACCGCGAUCAAUUGCUUGUCUGGGGAGGAUUUUUUGAACGAUUAGACAGGAAACCACUUCUUCCCAACUCGAUUCCGACAAACGGAAAUGACUUCCAUACGAAUGCACAAAUCUAUGCAAUGGAUAUGGAUAGUCUGUCUUGGAAGUGGGUGACCUGCACUGGAGACAUUCCACCCCGGUCUUUCUGUAGCGCCAGUUGCGUCGUGGACCAUUUGAUCUAUGUUUAUGGAGGCUACUACGGGUAUGAGGAUGACUACUAUUAUGAGGACGGAUCUGGAGAUCAGUUAUUCUGCUUGGAUUUGGAUACAUUUCGUUGGAGGAAACUUCCGAGGAGUGCACAUCAUCCUCUAGGUGUGGAAAAAUCGAGCCUUGUUCAUUGUCAAGAUAUUCUGUAUUUGUACGGAGGUUAUGGAGAGGCUCCAAAAACCAAUAAAUUCUACCCAGGAGAAAUUAGGUUUGACCUUGACCCUGCAGCGGAGUGGAGCUGGCAACGAGGUUGGUUUGGGAAUCUUUGGAUUUUUUCCCUGCACACGGAAACGUGGAAUUGGUGCAAUGUGAAAGGGAAUGUUCCAAGGCCUCGAGCAGGCCAUUCUUUGGUUGUACACGGCGAGAGAGCAUUUGUUUUUGGAGGGCGCACGUCGUCCGGACGAUCCAAUGAACUCUUUGCACUGGAUUUGAGACUCCAAUCUUGGUGCAAAAUUUCGGAAGGAUCAACCUCAAUGCCUGAACCUCGAUCAGCUUUCUCCUUUUGCAAAUACAAUUCUCACCAAGCAUUUCUGUACGGAGGCAUGGGAAACCUUUGCACUCCGUUAAAUGACGCUUGGAUAUUCAACUUUUUGAACCUGACUUGGACCGAGGUUCCCCUCUCCUACGAUCAUGGCCAAAUCAGAUGCUACCAAGGCAGUGUUAGCACUUCUGAGAGCGAGGUCAUAAUCCAUUCCGGUCUAACACAAGAAUACUACCUGAAUCGAAUCCAAUUGGACCAACACCCACAAAGAACCCUUUUGAAAUUUAAAUUGGGAGUACCUAAACUGUCCAUCAUUUCCGCUGAUCACAUUAUAAAGGCCAAACUGGCCUUCGAGGAUCUCCCAACAGAGUUAAGAGUGAUGCUCCAAAAGCGCCGUCUAAAUGGCGACAUUGACUACGGCGACAUAGACCAAUUUGACGAAGAACAGUUUGAUCGAACCACAAUUCAUGCAGGCAUAUGA